Crotalus tigris (Tiger rattlesnake) is the source of this 1329-nucleotide messenger RNA. RefSeq names its product ras-related protein Rab-7a-like. NCBI's taxonomy places the organism in Eukaryota, Metazoa, Chordata, Lepidosauria, Squamata, Viperidae. The transcript is spliced from 6 exons. Gene Ontology annotation, cellular component: phagocytic vesicle; lysosome; late endosome. The record is from RefSeq and is a predicted model, not a curated record. Gene Ontology annotation, biological process: endosome to lysosome transport; phagosome-lysosome fusion. Bases 426 to 1061 code for a protein of 211 amino acids. Gene Ontology annotation, molecular function: GTP binding; GTPase activity.
AUCUUUCAAGUAUAGAUUUUCUAUUCCUGAGUUCCUUUCUGCCCCCAGAGUAAACAAGAAUUUAAUUCUACAGGCAUUGGAUCAGAUCUCAUAGCAUAAAGGUUGCUGAGCAGCAUAUGGUUUGAGUCUGCCUGGGCUCAGAACAACAUUUAUAGAGUUACCACAUUUUAUUAACUUCAGGAUCUUUUUGUUUAUAUUGGGAUGGUGGGACAACAUCGGCAUCUGCCCAGCUAUUUCAUCUAUAGUAGAAAUUAAAUCCUGUAGCUUUUCUUGCAAACCACUACUUGUAAAGCCAAACAUUAUUCCUGCAAGACAUCAUUUCAGUCUUCUGACAGGCCAUUUCCCUGUGGAUAUUCUUUCCUAGAUUCUAUCAGUAGAACCCAUGUAUCCAUAGAGACCGGAAGACCAUCUCUAACUACAGCAUCAUGAGGUUCUGGCGGAGACGCCCCAUGUUCAGACGUUCACACCUCAAAAUCCUGCUUAUUGGGAAUUCAGGGGUGGGCAAGUCUGCUCUGAUGAACCAGUAUGUUAACAACCGCUUCAGUAGCCGCUUCAGAGCCACCAUUGGAGCAGACUUCCUCAGCAAAGAAGUACACAUUGAUGGCCGCACCCUGAUAGUGCAGAUCUGGGAUACAGCUGGUACAGAAAGGUUCCAUGCGCUGGGGACUGCCCUUUAUCGGGGAUCUGACUGCUGCCUGCUCGUCUUUGAUGUCACAUCUAUCUACUCUUUUCAAGCCCUCGAGAAGUGGCACAAGCAGCUCUUGUUGCAGAUUGAGCCAGAGGAAGAACCCACUUUUCCCAUUGCCAUCAUUGGAAACAAGACUGACCUGGAGAAUCGUGAGCAGGUUUCUUCAGAGGAAGCUGAAAUGUGGAGCAGGCUUCAUGAUGCUAUCUACUUUGAAGCCAGUGCCAAGACAGCUGCCAAUGUGCCGGAGGUGUUUGAGUGGGCCAUACGGGCUGUACUGAAGAACCGCAAGGUACCCGAAGAGCCACAACUCAACUCUGUUCACCUAGAGACCAGGCCGCCAGAAGGGACAUACCGGGAAAGGUGUGGCUGCUGAUAAGCCCAAAUGCAGAUGGGAAGAUUUAUUUUUCACUACAGAUCUUUGACAUGAUGCAUGAACAAGAACAGGAAGUUAGCCCAUUGGGCAGUAACAAGAUUUUGCCAACCCUGCAGCCUGUCACUUUGGUAGCUGGAUCCCGUGAUAAGAUUUGUGGCCUUCUGGAAGAGAGAUCCUUAUAACUGAAGAACCUAGAUUGGGUGUUGAAUAGUCUUCAUCCAAACAUAUGGAAAUAAAUCUCAAUCUGAGACUUUUCAGUGACAGAAAA